Nicotiana attenuata is the source of this 1510-nucleotide messenger RNA. RefSeq names its product dr1-associated corepressor-like. The coding region runs from base 376 to 1221 and encodes 281 amino acids. Gene Ontology annotation, molecular function: protein heterodimerization activity. The transcript has 6 exons. Lineage: Eukaryota; Viridiplantae; Streptophyta; Magnoliopsida; Solanales; Solanaceae. The record is from RefSeq and is a predicted model, not a curated record. Gene Ontology annotation, biological process: regulation of DNA-templated transcription. Gene Ontology annotation, cellular component: nucleus.
UUAAGUGUGAGUCAAUCCAGAAAACUCUCUCACUUCAAUCUUACGUGUAAGCAUCCUAUUGGUUCCUUAAUAGAUGCCCCGAGAAAACCGAAUCUGCUAAGAAUUUUGUUUUUUCUAAAUCUUUUACAUUUUCAAAAGAAAGUACUAGUAAGUGUUAUUUCGCUUUUAAUGUAUUUAAUUUUUUACUAAUUUUAUUAUCCCCUUUGUAUUGUUAACUUUUCCGAAGAAGACGUAAGGAUUUCGAAAAAAUUUCAUAGAAGUUUGUAUAUAUAUAGAUAGAUAUUGGUACACGGGUUGUCUGUGUUUGUAAAAAGGGGGAAAAAGUUGGCUAAAUUAGGGUUUGAGUGAUUUUGAGGGUUUGAUUCGUUGGUGGCCAUGAGGAAGAGGCUCGAUACCCGAUUCCCUGCUGCGCGGAUUAAAAAGAUUAUGCAAGCCGAUGAAGAUGUGGGGAAGAUUGCCAUGGCUGUUCCUCUUUUAGUCUCAAAAGCUCUUGAGCUCUUUCUGCAAGAUCUUUGUGACCGAACAUAUGAGAUCACCCUCAAGAAAGGAGCAAAAACUAUGAAUUCAUUCCAUUUGAAGCAAUGUAUCCAGAACUUUAAUGUGUUUGAUUUCCUCAAGGAUGUAGUGAGCCGGGUUCCUGAUUUAGGCGGGUCAGAUGGUGGUGCCGAAUCAGCUACAAAAAGAAGGAAAGUUGUUGAAGAAGAUGAUCAUGACAUUGAUGAUGAUAUCAAAAGGAGUAGUCGCAUGCAUGAGACUGCACACACCAGCAGUAGUGGGAGGGGACGAGGCAGGGGUAGGGGUAGAGGCCGUGGUAGAGGUGCACGAGCAGUAGAGCGAGGAGACUCCAAUGUUCAUUGCGAUAAACUUGAAGAUGCUGCUGAUGUUUCAAAUCAAAAUAAUGAGAAGCAAAAGCAAAAUGGUGAAAGGAUGGACUAUGUAGCAGAACCAGCAGAUUCAAAGAACAUUUCGGCUGGUAAAUGCCCAGAAGUUCCUGCUAGAAACUUCGAUCUCAAUAUUGACUUAAAUGAGUGUGUGGAAUCCACAGCAAUACCAGCUGAAGCUCCUUCAACAUCAAAAAUGGCGCCUCCUGAAAUGAAGCAUGAGGAAAUCCCUGGAUGGUCCUUGUCUGAGAUGGAAAAGAUGGCCAUUGAUCCGAUUCAACUGGCCAACUUAAACAGAGGGUUAGAUGAGGAAGAGGAAGAUUAUGAUGAAGAGGGAUAGGGAUAGUUUUUCUAAUGUGUUAGAGCACUUACUAACUCACAUACAAGUAGGCUUUGUUCUGGUCUUGUAGGAAUUAGUUUAAGUGUAAAAGAAAAAGGGUAUAGUUGUCAAUGAAGCUCAGAUUUCUUGGGUUUCUUUAGUUGACUUAGGCACCUGUAUUUAUAGUCUUCUGUAUUGUUCAGCAACAGCAUCUUAGGAGGCAUGUAUUUUAUUUCUUCUAAUUCAGAAAUAUAAUCUUGGUUGGAGGGUUGCAUUCAGUGUUCUCUAUUUUACCUUUUCAUUAAUUUGC